Phycomyces blakesleeanus NRRL 1555(-) is the source of this 423-nucleotide messenger RNA. RefSeq lists its product as hypothetical. Gene Ontology annotation, biological process: protein polyubiquitination. Gene Ontology annotation, cellular component: nucleus. The annotation marks the transcript as partial. The transcript is spliced from 4 exons. The record is from RefSeq and is a predicted model, not a curated record. Lineage: Eukaryota; Fungi; Mucoromycota; Mucoromycetes; Mucorales; Phycomycetaceae. Gene Ontology annotation, molecular function: ubiquitin conjugating enzyme activity.
AGAAUUUCAAAGGAACUUGCCGAGAUUUCUCUUGACCCUCCUUCAAACUGCAGCGCUGGACCCAAGGGUGACAAUCUUUAUGAUUGGGUCUCCACAAUUGCUGGACCUGCUGGAUCACCUUAUGCAUCCGGAAUCUUCUUUUUGGAUGUGAACUUUCCUCAAGAGUAUCCCUUUAAGCCACCAAAGGUUGUAUUCAGAACCCGUAUCUAUCAUUGUAACAUCAAUAGCCAAGGAGCUAUUUGCCUAGAUAUCCUUAAGGAUAAUUGGUCGCCAGCAUUGACAAUUUCUAAAGUCCUGCUAUCCAUUUGCUCUCUCUUGACUGACCCUAAUCCUCAUGAUCCUUUGGUAGGAAGUAUUGCACAGGAAUACUUGACUGACCGUGAAGAACAUGAUCGAGUGGCACGAGAAUGGACAAAACGGUAG